Molecule: messenger RNA, 2064 nt
Organism: Acanthaster planci (crown-of-thorns starfish)
Lineage: Eukaryota; Metazoa; Echinodermata; Asteroidea; Valvatida; Acanthasteridae
Product: scavenger receptor cysteine-rich domain-containing group B protein-like
Cellular component (GO): membrane
Source: RefSeq, a predicted model, not a curated record
GAACUACUAGUGGAAGGCAGCAAAAAUGGCAUCGGCAUGGGGCAUAGCGGUGGUCGCAGCGUCGUUUAUUGUCUGCCUGCUUGAAUUGUCAUCGAGUCAUCCCAUCGGUGGUGAAGCAGAUGGCGGUUCCAGGACUCCGUUCUUAACAGAGGCACCGUGUACCAGUGGGCCGCUAGGGAUGCAAAGUGGAGCUAUCCCCGAUAGCAGCUUAUCGGCUUCUUCCAGUUACAGCUCCUCCUAUCUCCCGCCUAAAGCCAGGCUAAAUGUCGGUACCGACGGGUGGGUGCCACGCCCUCACCAGAACCAAUGGUUUCAGGUGGACCUUGGCGACCUUACGGCCGUCACUGGACUGAUAGUCCAGGGCCACUCCGGGGGGCGGCACUACGUGUCCACCUUCACCGUACAAUACAGCAACACUGGCGAGUCAGAGGACUGGCUGGGGCUGAUCGACGCAGAGGGGCACACUCUGCAGUUGAAUGGUAAUGCGGGGGAUGGACAGCAAGUGACGGUCACGUUUCCGGAGGUGCUGAUGACUAGAUACAUUCGCAUUUUGCCGACUGCUUGGAGUGCACCGACCUACCGACUCAAAUUUGAAAUCCUUGGUUGUAGAGAUGGCAUAGUGCGUUUGGUGGAUGGCGAUGACGCCCUCAGCGGCCGGGUCGAAAUCUACCACCACGAUGCCUGGGGAGCGGUGUGCGACGAGGAUUGGGACUUCAAGGGAGCAGCCAUCGUUUGCAGCCAGCUGGGCUUCUUGGAGGCCCUGGAAGCCAAGCGUGGGUCGUUCUUCGGCGAGAGCGAGCUACCCAUCGUGAUGAGCCGGGUGUCUUGCAAGGGGACGGAGAAACGCCUGGCUGACUGCCCAUUCGUCUGUACCAGCCCUCGCCAGUGUAACAACUCCCGGGAAGCCGGAGUCAUAUGCAAACCGAAUUCUAUUCGGUUGGUUGGUGGUCCGAAUCGCACAAGUGGCCGCGUGGAGGUCCACAAGGACGGCAACUGGGGUACGAUCUGCGACAACGACUGGGAUCUAACGGACGCCUCCGUACUCUGCCGCCAACUGGGCUUCUCCGACGCCGAGGAGGCCACGACAGGAGCCCACUUCGGCCAGGGUGAGGGCCAGGUGAUCUUGGACGGCGUGGCUUGCUCCGGCUCGGAGAGUAAGAUCACCGACUGCCCGUCGUUUUGUUGGGAGAGGACUCAGUGUAACCACACUCAAGAUGCGGGCGUGGUCUGCCACGAGGGUAAUCUUGCGCCCUCAAGCGACGUCGAUCACUACAAACACGAGUAGAAGCGAGAGGAAUAAAUCGAGAGUUCAGCCUCAGACGAAGUCUGAGUUUGUCUCAUCAAAUCACAUCUGUUUGUCAAUCUGCCAACUGCCACUAGCAUUAUCACAUCCGCAAGUUCAGUGAUCUCAACACCUGUAAACAUACAUUCCGUUCUCUCGAUAUGUCUCGUCUUGAUUACCGUGUUUCUCUGUUGUGUGGUGUGCGAGCGAAAACAGCCUACAGAAACUCCAGUCGACCGAUCUCAUGACGCAUCACAUUUCAUAACCCAACUGCACUGGCUACUUAUGAAGUAUAGUGUACUUUCAAAUUACUCCCGAUUACGUUUAAAUCCAUACGGCUCAUCACCUACCUUAUAGACCUAUUGUUUCAAUAAGAUCGAGAAGGGCUGGUCUUCAUUUGAUACGUCCCGUCUACAUACGUACUAUACUCGUUUUGACUUGUGCAGGAUUUUUACAAAGUAGGGCAAAACAAAUCUUACUUUAAAGACCUGAACUCAAACAGAUUUGGGGAUUUCAGUUAAUUGCCUUGCCACAAAAAUGCAAAUGCCAAGACUCACGUGAAAUGUUUAUAAUUUUAACCAUAGUAUAGUUACCCUUUUACAUGUUCAAUGUAUCGAUACAGUGCAUGACUGUUAAAAUGUACGAUACCCUUAUAAUGAGGAUGAACGCUACAAUGCGUCUGCUUCUACGCUUGCUCUUAAACUGAAGAAAAUCAUUAUCAUCUUGGGGUACACAAGAACUUGUGAUAGCUACGAUCAGUAAAGCCUUCUACUUCACUUUGA